AUGACAGAAAACUACGUCGCAUCAGGCCAGCAGCGCAACCUGCGCGCCUGCAUGGUCUGCUCCAUAGUAAUGACCCAGACUCGCUUCCUCCGCGAAGGGUGCCCUAACUGCGACGAAUUCCUGCACAUCCAAGGCUCGCAAGACGCGCUCCUGGACUGCACAUCGCAGGUCUUCGAGGGCUUGAUCGCGCUCGCGGAUCCCUCGAAAUCAUGGGUGGCGAAGUGGCAGCGGUUGGAUAAUUAUGUGAAGGGAGUUUAUGCGACGAAGGUUUCGGGUCAGCUUGGUGAUGAGGUUAUUGCUGUUAUUGAGGAUGAGGCGAGGAUUCGGUAUAUUCCGCGAGAUGGGAGUGCUACAGAGGCUGAUUGA
This is a messenger RNA of Venustampulla echinocandica, 366 nucleotides long. RefSeq names its product Transcription elongation factor SPT4. The transcript is spliced from 3 exons. Gene Ontology annotation, molecular function: RNA polymerase II complex binding; zinc ion binding. Gene Ontology annotation, cellular component: nucleus; DSIF complex. The record is from RefSeq and is a predicted model, not a curated record. Lineage: Eukaryota; Fungi; Ascomycota; Leotiomycetes; Helotiales; Pleuroascaceae. Gene Ontology annotation, biological process: regulation of transcription elongation by RNA polymerase II; chromatin organization; positive regulation of DNA-templated transcription, elongation. Bases 1 to 366 code for a protein of 121 amino acids.